UUAGUUAUGUAGGAAGUUGGUUAGUUCUUUAUUUCUAUAUAUAAAUUUUGGUAGACAUUAGCUGUUUAUGACAAUGUUGAUCAUGAGGAGCUCCGGGAUAGAGUGUGCUGUUGUAUCAGGGAAGACCCAAAUGAGUAUGGAAAUAGAGUAAAAGCUGUUUAUUUUGAAAUGUCUGUGAUGUAUUAUGUGGAGAUAGUAGACAGUAGUGAUGCGACUGCUUCUAUUCUGUGAGAGCACGGAAGACUGGAAAAAUUCUCCUGUGCAUUACUCUUGAAAGUAGGGUAAUUGCUUCUGGAGUGGGAGUAAUCAAGGUGGUUGGUUCUGUUGGUCUUGCAACUGAAGCUACUAAGAAGUUGUUCUGUAGAAAUCCAUGCUCAACAACAAAAAUUCAAUUGCAUUUGAUUCCGAGACUUGAGAAAAGUUUCAUUUUGGAGAUGAGUUGAUUCAACUCUGAAAUAAAAAAAAUUCUUGGUUUUGAAGUUCAAUGUAUGACAAUGACAAUUGUACAUGGAGACUCUGUGCAACCAAGUCACCAGAGUUUGAUUAUAUAUUCCUGAGAUGUUAACUGUUGUUCAUUAGAUGUUUUUCGUCAUGACCUGAAGCAAGCCCUUUAUUGGUCAAUAUAUAACGUCAAAAUACAAGGGUGUUUCAUGCCAAACCAAAAGAUAUUAAUGUGGACUUGCCGAACGAUUUCUUGUGGAUGUAAGUUAUGGGAAAUCUUGGAGGGGUAAAGAAUGUGCAUUAGAAGAUUUCUGGGAAUCACCAAAAACGCAAGAAGAGAUUCCAUUCUGAUGGAAAAGACUUGUCUAUACGGAAGUGUGGGAGAUGUGGUGCAAUUGGGCACACAUCCGUCAAACCUAUGCAUGCCUUUUGGAGGUGGGAGGAAGAUUUAUGAACAUAAGAAGAUUAAGGUGGAAACCACUGCAAGUGACCUAGUGGAGUGGUUGAGCGUUCAAGUAAAGAACUCCUCAACCAGCGUUCGAAUCAGGAAGUUGUCAAAGUGGCCAGGCAGUGUGCUGCACUACAUUGGAGCAAGCCUUUGGGAUACCCUAACACUGUUGAAAGAAAAAAAGAUUCAGGAAUAUGUGCACUCUUACUAUUAUAGGUUCUGUGACUUUCCCUUGGAAUUGUAGCACCACCAGAACAGAUAUAGAAUGAACGUGCUAAAAAAGUUUUCAGGUCUGA
Molecule: messenger RNA, 1185 nt
Organism: Fragaria vesca subsp. vesca
Lineage: Eukaryota; Viridiplantae; Streptophyta; Magnoliopsida; Rosales; Rosaceae
Exons: 2
Coding region: 735-1133 (132 amino acids)
Source: RefSeq, a predicted model, not a curated record